AUGCUUCCUAAUCACGUCACGGGCUAUUCAUCGUUGCUGGACCUCUAUCAUGCAACCUCUCCGGAUGUCGCCAUUAUCGAUCCGGAUACUGGACAAUCUGCCUCUCACCAGGACAUCGCAAAGAUCGUGACAGACUUUCGGCUCCCCCUGGACGAGCGAGGUUCGGGCCCUCGGAAGCCGGUCGUGGCCAUUUCACUACCAAAUGGACCCGUCCUAGCCAUCACUGUCUUGGCCACGGCGACAUACUUCACAGCAGCACCCGUGGCCCAUGGUACCGGCGUCGGGAAAGAACAGUUCAAGGCGGACGUUCUUCAAAGCAAAUCCAACCUGGUAUUAGCCUCACUAGAUGAUGUCGACAGGCUGGGCCUCAGGGACUCUUGGCUUGCAGAGGCCAGGAUCUCUGUGUUGGCUGUGGAACUCACCGGCAGCAUGAGCCUCUUGUUUCAUACUUUGGACGGCAUCGAAGUGAAGCGUCCCGAAAGGCGACAUAAUCCCAAUGGCGCCGACGACUUCGCCAUAAUGCUCUUCACAAGUGGUACCAGUGGAACGAAAAAGCUGGUACCGCUGACCAUCCGUUCUUUGGUCUGUGGCGUGGCGAUGGUAGAGAGAUCAUGGGGACUUUCACCAUCGAUGCGGUGUCUAAAUCAAAUGCCACUGAACCAUGUCGGUGGUCUUGUUCGCAACCUCUUUGCGCCGGUGUUCUCGGGUGGCUCUGUCAUUUGCUGCAGUGCAUUCGACGCCAACUUAUUCUGGGACUGUGUGGAAGACUACGCGCCGACGUGGUACUACGCUUCGCCAAGUAUGCAUCAGGUCAUCCUUGAAGCCGGCGCAGGUCGUCCGGAGAUCGUUGCCAAGAGCAAGAUCAGGCUUAUCUGCAAUGCUGCUGGAGGUCUGCUUCCAAGUCUGGCCAUACAAUUACGAGAAACAUUCUCGACAGAGACAACUGAGUGCACUGUGUUGCCCAGCUAUGGUAUGACCGAAUGUAUGCCGAUUUCAACACCGCCGCUCGAUUAUCGACUUGAGAAGACUGGAACCUCGGGCGUCAGUGUCGGCCCAGAGAUUACUAUCCUCGAUGGCCGUGAUCAGCCACUGGCAAGUCGAGGAGAAGUCGGUCGCAUUGCAGUACGUGGUCCUCCAGUUUUCGGAGGCUACCUCAAAGACAACAACGUCAUUGACAAGACCUGCUUCACGGCAGACGGCUGGUUUGACACGGGCGAUAUGGGCUACCUCGACGACGAAGGCUACCUCUACAUCACAGGUCGGAGCAAGGAGGUCAUCAACCGUGGAGGCGAGCUCAUCAGCCCUUUCGAAGUCGAAGAAGCCGUCGUGACCGCGGCUUCCAGGCCAGGUAGUCCCAUUCACGGACGGAUCAGCAAAGCCCUGGCCUUCUCUGUGACACACAACGUCCUACAGGAAGUUGUAGGUCUCGCCGUCGUCACGCCUCCUGGGGCUCGGCGAGCCUGCCUUCGUGGCAUCCAAGACGCCGUGAGAUCGGUAUUGAGUCAGGUCAAAGUACCCGUCGUACUCGUGUACAUGGAUGAAGGACUUCCAACAAACAACAACAAAGUCUUGAGGAUCAAACUCGCCGAUCGCCUGGGACUGCCAGAGGUUUCUGACCACACGCCAGCAAGUGGAAGAUACUUUGAGGCUGUCUCUCCGCCCCUGAACACGCCCCUGAGCACGCCAAUUGAAUGCACCGGCUUACGUCUUUCAUACGAGGCAUUGAAAUUGGCGUGCGCUGCUGUCAUACCCACGACAAUCGAAUUCCACAUCAAAGCUACCGAGUUCCACCCUGAGCUGGUGAUUGCGCCGAAGCACAACUCUGAAAUUGACUUUUCGAUCGAAGCACUGGGCGAUCAACUAGCAACGGAGCUACAUGGAUACGAGAUGCCUACUAAGGUAUCUAAGCUCGAAGAGCCAUUGCCGCGCAAUGCCUAUGAUGAGGUCGACGAGAUUGAACUUGAGAAGAAACUCGACUCUCGAAGCGCUUCGUCUGGUGUUUCCGGCGACCUGACCCCGACAGAGGCUACAGUUACCGAAGUGUUUGCGCAAGUUCUGUCCAUGCCUGCGGGAGAUCUUUCCGGCUCUUCGGACUUCUUUGAGCUUGGUGGAGAUAGCAUGCGUGCCGGGAGGCUGCUCAACGCACUUCGAAAGGAAUACCCGCUUCGACUCCCGAUCAAUGUCCUCUUCACCAAUUCGAAAGUUUCCCUGCUGGCGCAGUUGAUUGACGAGAAGCUUCAUCGAGAUCAGACCAGUCAGCCAGACCCGAAAUUGGUCUCCCAGGAGCCAGACUUCCUUCCUGGCUUGGAGAAAGCGUGUAGCUCAACAAACCCCAUCGUCAUGCUCCUACAGCUCAUGCCUCUGGUUUUCAUAUACCCGAUGAAGCGUGCGCUCACCUGGACAAUCUUCAUGUACAUGCUUCAGGAGACCACCAACUGGCCCAUGUUCGCGGCCAUCCCCGGCCGUCUGUUCGACCUCGUCAUCUCCAUGACCGUUGGAGGCAUUUGCACUCGGAUCGUAGCUCCACUCUUUGCCAUUGCCUUUAAGUGGCUGGUCAUCGGUCGCUACAAGCAGGGCUUGUAUCCAAUGUGGGGCUCGUAUCACACUCGCUGGUGGCUCGUUCAGAAGACGGUGGCUAUCUGCACAAUGGGUGUCUUUGGUUGGACGAACUGGUCUCGAACGCUGUACUACCGGCUUCUUGGCAUGAAAAUCGGAAAGAACGCCAGCAUUCAGAAAGGUACCACGUUUGGCGAAUGGGAUCUCAUCACCAUCGAGGACAAUGCGGUCCUCGAGCGCUGCAUCGUGAGGCCUUUUGCCGCCGAGCGGAACACGUCCAUGUACCUUGGACGUAUCCGCAUUGGCAACAAUGCAUCUGUCGGUCUGAGCUCCAUUGUUGCUGCUGGAACCGAUGUGCCUGCAAACGCCUGCAUUGGUCCGAAUUCUUCUAGCUGGGAGGUCAAGGAUUCCGCGGACGAGUCCAAUCGUGACCUCGGGGCCAGCAAGAUUCCCGCAGCGCACUGGGCACUGAAUCUCUUCAUCGGAGUACCUACCAAAGCGCUCGUCAAGUUCAUCGGCAUGGUUCCGUGGCUUGCCUGCUUGGUUGCGCUCGUCAGACAGCAUCCCGUCUCUAAUCCCGACACUCUGGUCGAGAUCAUCGACUGGUUCGCUACCCCAAAUCGAGUCGCGUGGCACUACGUGGCUCUCGCGGCGAACGUGGCCUUCGGACCUGCUUUCUUGUACGUCGCCGUCUUGGCUUUCAAGAAGAUCUUUGACGCUUGCUGCGGCGGCAAGAUCCAGCCGAGCAGCGUAGAUGGACGCUCACAAAUGACUACCUUCCGAAUGGAAUGGCUCAGAUCAGUAAUGCCGGCUCCUCAAUUCCAUAAGCUCGCGGAGCUCUUUGGAACGCACUACGAAGCCACUUCCGUCUUUGCUCGUGCUCUGGGAUCCAAGGUUGGGAGACAGGUCUACUGGCCCGGGACUGGCCCUUCUGUUCAAGACUGGGACCUUCUCGACAUCGGCGACAACGUUGUUUUCGGCUCUCGCUCUCACCUUGUUACUUCCGAUGGCCUGGGCAGCGAUUAUGUCAAGGUCGGAGCCAACGCCAUGGUCGCUGAUCGAGUCGCUCUUCUUCCUGGUGUCAAGCUCGGCGAGAAGGCUGUUAUGGGCAGCGGUGCUCUGACUCGUCGGAACAAAACUUAUGCUCCUGAAAGUACCUGGGUUGGCAGCAAGGGUGGCGAGGCUCUAUGUCUUUCGGCUGAUGCUCCUCCGGGCGACUCAACCCCAACCAGUGCAGGACGGCUGUCGCACGAGAUCAACGAAAAACGGCCCUCGCAGUUCGAGAACAUGAUCAGUGUGAACUCCACCGCCACUACACUCGGCAUGUUCACGCCCAAGGGCCCCAGCGUCAAUCCCACUCGAGUGAAUUCGGAGAGAUCAAGCCUCGAGAUCGACACGUCCAGCGAAUCCAGAUCUCCCAGCUCAAGCAAUUAUGAUCUCGAGAAAUCGAAAGGUUUCCGCGCCACGGCACAGGAAGUUCCCUCGCACUCCACAACCGGUGUCGAGAAUGAUGAUGGAGCAAAGGACUCGGCUUCUUCCUCCCCCUUCGGCCGUGCCUUCUAUGAGGGCAAAGCCUCGUAUCGUGUCUGGGGACAAUUCACCAUCUUCUGCUAUUCUACCUUCAUCACCGUCCUCAAUGGCGUGUUUUGGAACGUCCCAAGUGUCUCGGCUGUGCAAGUUGUCAGUCGCAUCUACGCGGACCAGAGCUUGCUUGCGCACCAGUUUCUCGCCGAACGCUGGUGGCGUCCAUUUUCCAUCUACGUCUUCUUCUCGGCAUUGAUCGUGGCAAUUAUGGCGGUACAGGCCAUCCUUGUGAUUGCGUUCAUGAUCGCCGCCAAGUGGGUCGUGAUUGGAAGGCGAAAGCCAGGCAAUUAUGAUUGGGAUAAGUAUGUUACCCGUAACCCGCAAGCGAGGGAGAAUAAUUUUGCUAACCUCUCUUCUCAGGUCCUCCUACUGCCAACGCUGGCAACUCUUCCUCAAACUCGAAACCCUGCGAAGACACUGCUACGGCGGCCACGGAAUCCUCGGGAUGCUCACCGGCUCCCACUGGAUCGUCAUGUACUUCCGCGCCCUCGGCGCCAAGAUCGGAAAGGACUGUAACCUCUUCGCUUCGGGGCUGCCGAGUCUCAUGUUCACGGAACCAGACCUUCUCACGCUCGGCGAUCGGGUGACGGUGGAUGAUGCUUCGCUGGUCGGACACAUCAACACCCGCGGGAAAUUCGAUCUCAAUCCCCUCUUCGUGGGUGAUCGGUCUGUCCUGCGGAGCGGCUCCAGAUUGCUGUCCGGAGCGAGGAUGGAAGAAGAUGCAUGCUUGUUGGAACAUACGCUCGUCAUGUCCGGGGACGUGGUCGAUGCUGGGGCGACUUUCCAGGGUUGGCCGGCAGAAGAAUACAAAGAAAACAGAAUGCCUACGCUUGAGGCAGUGAGGUACUGGAGGGUCAAGGUGUAG
Molecule: messenger RNA, 5005 nt
Organism: Lecanosticta acicola
Lineage: Eukaryota; Fungi; Ascomycota; Dothideomycetes; Mycosphaerellales; Mycosphaerellaceae
Source: the annotation of a GenBank genome assembly